AUGGUUUACGAAGCUCCUCAUCUGAAGAUCAAGGAAGGUGGCAUCAAGUCUGUUGUCUGCGCUGUCGGUGAUCCUGCCCGUGCUGAACUCAUUGCCACCAAGUACUGUGAUUCCUAUAAGGAGCUUGCUUACAAUCGUGAGUAUCGCACAUUCAAUGUGACGUAUCAAGGUGCUGAAUUCAGCGUUGCUUCUCACGGUGUUGGUGGACCCGGUGCUGCUAUCUGCUUCGAGGAGCUUAUCAAAAGUGGUGCCAAG
Messenger RNA from Perkinsus marinus ATCC 50983, 255 nucleotides. Its product is annotated as purine nucleoside phosphorylase, putative. The annotation marks the transcript as partial. Gene Ontology annotation, biological process: uridine catabolic process. Gene Ontology annotation, cellular component: cytosol. The record is from RefSeq and is a predicted model, not a curated record. Lineage: Eukaryota; Perkinsozoa; Perkinsida; Perkinsidae. Gene Ontology annotation, molecular function: uridine phosphorylase activity. The transcript has a single exon.